GAGCACGGCGCUCAAGCACUUCCGCAAAGAUGGCGGCGGCUGCGGGGAGAAGCGCUCGGCUGGCGGCUUGGGGCGGCAGGCUGCGGCGCGUGCUCGCGGCCGGACGACAAGCCGUCCCGCGUGCCGGCCCCGUGGCAGCGGCUGUGGCCGGCGUGGCCCUGGCAGGGGCAGGAGCGACGUGGCACCACGGCCGCGUGAAAGCCGCUGCGCGCGAGGGCAGCCUGACGGUGCUGGCGCAGAAAAAUGACGUGGGAUCAGUAGAGAAACUUUCUCUACGUAAACAGCGGUUCAUGCAGUUUUCAUCCCUGGAGCAUGAGGGAGAAUAUUACAUGACACCCCGAGACUUCCUCUUUUCAGUAAUGUUUGAGCAAGUGGAGCGUAAAACACUAGUGAAGAAGCUGGCGAGGAAGGAUAUCGAGGAUGUACUAUCAGGAAUCAAAAUAGCACGCUGUGGAUCAACUUUUUUUAGAGACCUGGGUGAUAAAGGGCUAAUUUCGUAUACCGAGUAUCUUUUCUUACUUACAAUCCUCACGAAACCUCACACUGGAUUCCAUGUCGCUUUUAAAAUGCUAGAUGCGGAUGGUAAUGAGAUGAUUGAAAGAAAGGAGUUUGUUAAGUUGCAGAAGAUCAUAAGUAAGCAAGAUGACUUCAAGACAGUGAAGACGAAUGAGGCCGAAUCCCAGGAACCAGCAGUGAAAGAGUCUGGAAUUAACACAACCCUUCAAGUGCGUUUCUUUGGGAAAAGAGGAGAAAAAAAACUUCAUUAUAAAGAAUUUCGAAGAUUUAUGGAAAACUUACAAACUGAAGUUCAAGAAAUGGAAUUCCUUCAGUUUUCUAAGGGUCUGAACUUCAUGAGGAAGGAAGAUUUUGCAGAGUGGCUCCUUUUCUUCACUAACACUGAAAAUAAAGACAUCUACUGGAAAAACGUGAAAGAAAAGUUGUCGGUAGGAGAGAGCAUUAGUUUGGAUGAGUUCAAGUCAUUUUGCCAUUUUACAACGCAUUUGGAAGACUUUGCUAUCGCCAUGCAAAUGUUUAGCUUAGCUCAUCGCCCCGUGAGACUGGCGGAGUUUAAGAGAGCUGUGAAAGUAGCCACUGGACAGGAGCUCUCAAACAAUAUCUUGGACACCGUCUUCAAGAUCUUUGACUUGGACGGCGAUGAGUGCCUCAGCCAUGGGGAGUUUCUUGGAGUAUUAAAAAACAGGAUGCAUCGAGGUUUAUGGGUGUCGCAGCAGCAGAGUGUGCAAGAGUACUGGAAGUGCGUGAAGAAGGAGAGCAUUAAGGGAGUCAAGGAAGCCUGGAAACAAGCUUUUUAAGAAAAAGAUGUGUAGCAAUUACAUUGCUUGAAGUGCCAGAAUUUGUGACAUUUUUUUCAAAGAAUUAAUUUUCUCUAAAUCUUUAUUGAGUUGUGUUGUAAUGUAAAAAUGCCAUGUACUCAUUUUCUGGUUCAGGGAUUGAGGCGGGGGGCAGGGGGUAAAAUGUAUGCUACAGUGCGCAUGUGGAAGUCAGAGUCUAGCCUGUGGGAGUCAGUUCUCUCCUACUAUGGGAGUCCCAGAGAUUGAACUUGGGUCAUGAGCUUUGACAUCAAGUGCUCUUACCUAAUAAGCCCUCUAGCCAGCUCUGACUCAGUAAUUGCUUGGUAAAUUUUCAUUAAAGAAUAUAAUAAAAAGAACAGAAAGUAUUCCUUUACAGAAACACACACUACAUUGUCAGAGGCCUGUAUGCAGAGUGAUGCUUUGGUAAGCUGGAGGCCGAGACCUGUAAUAAGAGCGGUGGGCUUCGUUCUUGCCUGGCUCCUGGCAGCCUGGCUAGCCUAUACCCCAAAAUAAUUACAUGGGAACUAUAUUCUUUUAAACACUGCCUUGGCCCAUUAGCUCUAGCCUCUU
Microtus oregoni (creeping vole) is the source of this 1883-nucleotide messenger RNA. It is a transcript of the gene Micu2, whose product is annotated as mitochondrial calcium uptake 2. Gene Ontology annotation, molecular function: calcium ion binding. Gene Ontology annotation, biological process: mitochondrial calcium ion homeostasis; calcium import into the mitochondrion. The transcript is spliced from 12 exons. The record is from RefSeq and is a predicted model, not a curated record. The coding region runs from base 30 to 1313 and encodes 427 amino acids. NCBI's taxonomy places the organism in Eukaryota, Metazoa, Chordata, Mammalia, Rodentia, Cricetidae. Gene Ontology annotation, cellular component: uniplex complex.